AUGAGUACCGGGGAUACCGUGAUUGGAGUGUCUGAGAGACAUUUUGUCUUGUUAUCUGAUGAAAAUAGAUUUGUUCGCAAGAAAGCACUCACAGAAAUUCAUGAAGUUCUCAAAACUAUCUUAGAUGGGAAGGAUUCAAGUGCUUUCCCUUUCUCCGCCUGUGCUUCACGCCUUACGAACACACUGAAUGACCCUAUCGAAGUUAAUCGUGAACUAGCUGUGCAAGUCAACCGAAGUUUCCUAGAAUGCGCUCCAGAUAUUUCAGUGGUUUUGCCUUCGUUAUUUCCGGUUCUCGUUAAGCGACUUGGUGAAAAAGAGUUAGUGGAACCUUCGGAGGAACUGCGUCUCGAGUGCUUGAAGCUGUUUGGUCUGGUUAUGAAGAAAACAGUGGAUCUUAAUCCAUAUGUAGAUGAUAUGCUGAUUAUUCUCAAGCAGUCACUCAUGGAUGCGUUCCAUGAAGUGAAAAAGCUGUCGUGUACGAUUUUGCAAGACCUAGCUUCUGUGAAAUGCCAUCGGUUUUAUCAAAAUUCGGAAAUUAUUUUGAAUCCCCUGCUGAGUAACUUGGUUCAUCAGCAUUCAAAAGUGCGCAUGGCUACUGUUUCGGCUAUUGGUCAUGUUCUGAUGAAUAGUCAAGGCAAAUUGGUCGAUCAGGCGGUAACUCCCUUGACCCAACGCCUAUUUGAUACCGCGACCACCGUCCGGAAAAGCGUGAUAGAGGUGAUAGGAGUGUGGUUGCUUGAUCUUCCGGACCGCUAUUCGUAUCACACAAAGCUCCUCCCUUUGAUGCUUUCUGGUUUGAUCGAUAGUUCAGAGGAGAUAAAGAGUUUGACAGAGGACUACUGGCACGAUAUCGGUAACUUCAUGGCAUUUAAAACGUUCUUAUGA
Molecule: messenger RNA, 885 nt
Organism: Echinostoma caproni
Lineage: Eukaryota; Metazoa; Platyhelminthes; Trematoda; Plagiorchiida; Echinostomatidae
Source: the annotation of a GenBank genome assembly